GGUCGUCGUGCUGUCGGUUGUCCGCUGUGCGCCGUCGGUGCUCGCUCCCCUAUCACACGUUAUAUGAGAUAUCCGGCUGCCCGUGCUCUCUCCAUGCGGGGGCGGUGUGGGCGAGAGCAUGACCCGGAGAGCAGUUAGCAGGAAGAGGAGAGCGGCGCCAGGGACAGGCCCCGGAGAGCAGGUAGCUGUGCGGCCCGUGUCUGGGGUACAGGCAGACUGGGACCAUGCCACUCAGAAGCGGAGGAGACUUCCCCCAGAGAAGAAGUCUGUGGUCUUUUAUCUGAAAGCACGAGAGCUGAAAGCACAGGAUGAGCCCAACUAUAACCGCCUGCUACGUGGCUGCGCUGCUCAGGCCCUGCCAGGCAUCCUGAAAGAGAGAGAGUUCCGCCUUGGGACACUCAAUAAAGUCUUUGCGUCACAAUGGCUAAACCAUCGCCAGGUCGUUUGUGGAACCAAAUGCAACACCUUGUUCGUGGUGGAUGUGCAGACCGGGCAGAUUACAAAGAUCCCCAUCUUGAAAGAUCGAGAACCAAUCAAUACAACGCCUCAGAACUGCGGCAUCCACGCCAUUGAGCUUAAUCCUUCCCGGACGCUGCUGGCCACCGGCGGAGAUAACCCCAACAGCCUGGCGGUCUACCGGCUUCCCACCCUGGAUCCUGUCUGCGUUGGAGAUGAGGGUCACAAUGACUGGAUCUUCUCUAUUGCAUGGAUUAGCGACACCCUAGCGGUUUCAGGCUCACGUGACGGCUCCAUGGGUCUAUGGGAGAUAAAUGAGGAUGUGCUGAGUAAGUGUAACUUCCAGCACAGCCACUCCCGGGUGCCGGUGUACGCCCACAUCUACCACAAGGCUCUGAAGGAUAUCCCCAAAGAAAGCAGCAACUCCUCCAACUGCAAGGUCCGUGCCCUGGCAUUCAACAGCAAGAACAAGGAGCUGGGCGCUGUGUCUCUGGACGGCUACUUCCACCUGUGGAAAGCGGAACACACAUUAGCCAAGCUGCUCUCCACCAAGUUACCGUACUGCAGGGAGAACGUGUGCCUGGCCUACGGCCUGGAGUGGUCCGUGUACGCCGUGGGGUCGCAGGCUCACGUUUCUUUCCUGGACCCGAGGCAACCACCCCAGAAUGUCCGGUCCGUGUACUGUCGGGAGCAAGGCAGCGGCAUUCGCUCCGUCAGCUUCUAUGAGCAUAUAAUCACUGUGGGGACAGGACAGGGCUCCCUCUUGUUUUAUGACAUCCGGGCUCAGAAGUUUUUGGAUGAUUCCACCAGUAACUUCCAAACUUCCAAGUCCAAAGGCGAGAUGGUAAAACUGAGCACCGGGAAAGGCUGGCUGAAUCACAACGACAUGUGGCGAAACUACUUCUCCGACAUCGACUGCUGCCCAAACGCUGUUUACACCCACUGUUACGACUCAUCCGGAACAAAGCUGUUCGUGGCAGGCGGUCCUCUGCCGACGGGUCUCCACGGAAACUACGCCGGGCUCUGGAGCUAGGAGAAGCCGCCCGAGGGAGCGAGAGAGAUGGGUGCCCGUCGUUAACCCCUUCCCUCCCAGAGGGUGUACAUCAGUGUGUGUAAUACAUCGUCAGGCCCUCUGGCAGACAGUGGUUUAUAUAACCCGAGUCUUUCCUUGUUUUUUGUUUUAUCUGUAAGAGAGAGAAAAGGCGCUUUAUUCAGAGGUGCUCAAAGGCCAGCCGCAUCUUAAAGAACUAUUGGAGCUUUCACAUAAUUACAACUUCUCUUCUCAGAAGUUAAUUUUACUCUUUAGAUUGGACGUGUUCCCACAAACUGUCAUCGUCCAGGAUUCCUUCCUCCCCCAAAGUGCAGUCUCGCUUUUCCUGCACUACUAAUCACUGAGAAAUCCGCCUGCCGAGGAGAAAGCCGGUUGUGGGACAUGGGAGGACAGCCGCGAUUGCCAUUCCGGAGACCCGGAGUACUGUAUAUCCCAAUAAUCAUGUCCUGCAAUAGACAUUUGCUUCCUGGUAUUUGCCACUGGCUCUUGAGCUUAUACACGGGACAUCAUGAGUAUCGACGCACAUUCCAGCCACGAGAACCGGGCUGCGACGACUUACCUGUGCGCGCUCCCGUUUAGUGGGACUGCAGCUCACAAGCGUGGCCAGAACCUGUAAUUAGCUGUGGACAGAUACGUGUAACAUUUGGUGGAAUGGUCCAGGUUUUCUGUGAAAAUCUGGGGGGAUAUUAUAAUGUAUGUGUGUGCGUGCGAAUGUAUGCGUGAUGAUGUGUGUGUCAAGUACAUAACAUUUAAAUUACUUGGAGUGAAGAAUUGUGUCAUUAACAUUUAUUGUUAAUACGGCUCUUUGUUCAUUAGGUUCAAUUUUAUCAUCCUUUUUUUUUUUUCUAAAUGUAAAGGAUUCUAAAAACAGAAAAUGUAUAUUGAGAGAAUGAAAUCAAUAAAUUGUAAAAGAAA
Molecule: messenger RNA, 2422 nt
Organism: Pseudophryne corroboree (corroboree frog)
Lineage: Eukaryota; Metazoa; Chordata; Amphibia; Anura; Myobatrachidae
Gene: DCAF12
Product: DDB1 and CUL4 associated factor 12
Exons: 9
Coding region: 119-1489 (456 amino acids)
Cellular component (GO): Cul4-RING E3 ubiquitin ligase complex
Molecular function (GO): protein binding
Source: RefSeq, a predicted model, not a curated record